AUGGACAACUUCCACUAUGCCCUAGCCGCAGAACAGCUGCAAAGCUUCCAGGAAAACGGUUAUCUGCUGGUGCGCGGCUUCUUCAACCCGGAAGAGACCAAAGUCCUACAGCAAUGGGCACUGGAAGUGCAUGAUCUGCCGCAGACUCCGGGUGUGCCAUGGAUGCCCUAUGAGGAAGUGAAUGGACAGGGCCAACGGGUUCUGUGUCGCACGGAGAACUUUGCAAACUCUCACGCGGGCUUUGACAGCUUCCUUCGGGGACAGCGAGCCACGAGUGUUUUGCAACAGCUGGCUGGAGAGGAGAUGCUACUCUUCAAGGAGAAGAUCAACUAUAAGCUUGCCGGGAGUGGUGGCUUUGACCCUCACAUCGACGCAAAUGCCUACACGCACGUGAAGAACAUCAAGCAUCUGACCAUUCUCGCUGCUGUAGACGAGAUGAACGCGAUCAACGGGGGUCUGGAGGUAGUCAACGGCAGCCACCGUAUGGAAGUGCCUCUGGGGGCCGAUCGCUGCAUUGAGCCCGCAUGGGUUGAUAGUCACAGAUGGACCCCGUGCGACUUGCAUCCAGGUUUAGGCGACAUUCUGGUCUUCGGAUCUUACCUCGCUCACCGUAGCGGGGCCAACACCAGCUCCAAGGAUCGCCGUGCCAUCUAUGCCACAUACAACUGCGCCACAGAGGGAGAUUUGCACGACGAAUACUAUGCCGAUCGCCAGAAGCUUUGGCCGGCAACUCAUAUGCGCAAGGAGGGUGAGUCGUAUGAGGAAGGACGAACACGUUACGCUUUUGGGACUCCCAUGCUCACUGUGGAUGGAAAGCCAAGACCUGUUGCUACAGCUUAG
Messenger RNA from Penicillium daleae, 840 nucleotides. RefSeq names its product phytanoyl-CoA dioxygenase family protein. The record is from RefSeq and is a predicted model, not a curated record. Lineage: Eukaryota; Fungi; Ascomycota; Eurotiomycetes; Eurotiales; Aspergillaceae. The coding region runs from base 1 to 840 and encodes 279 amino acids. The transcript is spliced from 3 exons.